Molecule: messenger RNA, 3393 nt
Organism: Ylistrum balloti
Lineage: Eukaryota; Metazoa; Mollusca; Bivalvia; Pectinida; Pectinidae
Exons: 29
Coding region: 1-3393 (1130 amino acids)
Molecular function (GO): cysteine-type endopeptidase inhibitor activity
Source: RefSeq, a predicted model, not a curated record
AUGGCGGCCUACAGGGAAGUCAGGAAGACAAAUAUUUGCUUAAUUUUUUCUUCCAUUUAUACAAUACUAUUUGCCGUCCAUGGAGUACAAACCCAAGUCGGUCCACCUGGACAUCAGAUGCCGAUCAACAUGAGUGACCCACACCUGCACGCAUCGGUGGAUGCAGUUGUUGAUGUUAUCAAUCGAGAUCGAGGCUUUGCUGAAAACCUCCAAAGACAAAUUUGCCAGACCAUAGAAAACGGGACAAUGCAAGUCGUCGAUGGGGAGCUUUUCAGACUCCGUUUAAUAUUAGCCGAUUCUGUCUGUACGAACGCAGAAGCCAAUGAAAACAAAACGUCCAGUGAUUGUCCAGUACUGUCACCAGGGAAGAGAAAACGUUGUCAGACUGCCGUUCUUUACAAUACCUGGGAAGAUCCGGGGAUAGACGUUCUCUCCUAUGACUGUGAAGAUAUACAGCCCACUCCACCUGGCGAGGAAAUGCCAAUCAACAAGAGCGACCCAGGUGUAGCGAUGUCUGUCCACGCUGUGGUCAUCAAGGUCAAUAAUAAACGAGGUUAUGCCGACAUGAUCACCCGGGUUUCCUCUGGCGGGAAAACCGAGGGUACCGUCCAGAUAACUGAUGGAAAUGUAUACCGUCUACAGUUUACGAUCGGAGAUUCUGUAUGUAAUAAUAGUAUAGUCAACUGGAACGCCAGCUCCACAGACUGUCCGCUGCUGCGCCCAGAAAUGAAGCAGCGGAACUGCAAUGCGACAGUGAUUUAUAAACACUGGGAACUCCCACUGGUCAAUGUGACGGAAUAUAGCUGUGAGUCUCCUCCCCCCGGGGAUCAACGUCCUAUUUCAAAGAACAGUACUGACGUUAUCCAGUCAGCGGAAGCUGCUAUAUCCAUCAUUAACUAUGACAGAGGCUACUCGAAUGACACCUUCCGGCGGAUUCUGUACAGCAUAGAAGGCGGCACAGUGCAGGUUACCGAUGGCGAACUAUUCAGACUGCUUUUUACUAUUGCCGACUCUGACUGUAAAAACAUAGAAAAGAACUUUAACGCCACAUCUGCUGUGUGUCCAAUACCUUCGAGCCGCCUGCCUGUACAAAGAUGUGAAUCUGAAGUCUUGGACAGAAACUGGCUGCCGAACCGUUGGCUCAUACAGAAAUACAAAUGUUUUAAUAUACCGCCUCCGCCGUUACCACCAUCCCCGUCUUCAGUAAGACCGAUCAAUAAAGAUGACCCAGGUGUCAUCGCUUCGGUCGAUGCAGCGGUCAACAAGAUCAACGAGGUUCGUGGGUACGCGGAUAUCAUCACCAGAGAGUCACUAGGAGAGGUCGUUGAUGGAACUGUCGAGGACAUGGUAGAUGAAGGCCACAUUUACCGACUCAACUUUACUAUUGGUAAUUCAUUAUGCAAUAACAGCAUCUACAAUGCCAACGCCACCUCCAAGGAUUGUCCACUCAUACGUACUGACCACGGGCUCCACUCCUGUAACACGUCUGUUAUCUACCUAAACCGAGAAACUACCACCACCAUUGCUAUCAUAUCAUACUAUUGCGAGGCGCCACCUGGGGACGAACGACUCAUUAAUAAAUCUGAUCCUGUUGUGGCUGAAGCUGCUGACGAAGCCGUGAAUGUCAUCAACUGGGACCGUGGAUAUUCUGAUAACAUUCGACGCUUGACUCUAUAUCAAGUCGAGGCUGGCACGGUCAAGAUCGUGAGCGGAGAGAUGUACAAAUUAAUAUUCACGCUGUCAAACUCUGUCUGUAAAAACACCGAAGAUAACGCUAACGCCACGGAGAAACAAUGCCCUGCAGAACCAGGACUACAAGGAUUACCGGUACAACGAUGCGAGUCGCAGAUAUAUUACAAGCAUUGGUUACCUCAGAAGGCGGAUGUGAUGGAACACAGCUGUGUUAUUCUGCCGCCGCCUACCGUGCCCCCUGGAGGCGCUAAAGAAAUCAACAGAAGCGAUCCAGGUGUGACGGAGUCUGUAAACACUGCAAUAGAAGUGAUCAAUCAGGAGAGAGGCUAUGCUGACAUAAUUAUACGACAGACACUUGGAGAACUUGUGGAUGGUACAGUGCAGGUAGUUGAUGGCGAGCUGUAUAGACUAGACUUUACCAUAGGAAACUCUGAGUGUAAUAACAGUAUCGUCAACAUCAAUGCUACACCAGCGGAAUGUCCACUUAUUCCAGGAAUGAAGCAACGAGAAUGUAACGCAACAGUGAUUUAUAAGCAUUGGGAGACACCACGAAGUACGGUUCUAUCGCACUUCUGUGAGGGACCUUCCCCGGGAGACCAAGUGAUCAUCAAUAGAACCGACCCUGGCGUUAGUUUUUCUAUUAACAGUGCCAUAGCAGCUAUCAACAAAAACCGAGGAUACUCGAAUAACACCUCCAGAUGGUCCCUCUACAAACUUGAAGGUGGAACUGAGCAGAUUGUGGAUGGCAGUGUAUAUCGACUGGCAUUUACACUGUCUAACUCAGUGUGCCCAAAUACAGAAGCAAAUGGCAAUGCUACGUCUUCAGAGUGUCCAGUGAAGAGUGGGGAACAGGGCCUUCCGAUCCAAAGAUGCGACACAAAAACAAUUUAUCGUCGUUGGUUAGAUAACCAGACAGAUGUCAUAGAACACGACUGUAACCCAUUACCGCCGCCACCUCCAGGACCUCGUGGGGGUGACAUACCGUACAAUAAAGACGAUCCUCUUGUCAUGACAGUCACUAACUCUGUUGUCGACUUCAUUAAUGAAGCCCGGGGUUAUUCUGAUUACAUUCCAAGGAAAUCACUCUCUGAAAUACUGAAUGGAACAUAUCAGAUCGUUGAUGGAGAACUUUAUCAUUUGAACUUCAUCAUCGGAAUAUCAAUAUGCAACAAUAGCAAGGACAACGCCAAUAAAACUACAAAGGAUUGUCCUUUGAGACCGGACUCCAGACUGCGGCCAACUGAAUGCAUGGCACUUGUUGUUUACAAAUCUUGGGAAUAUUCAACACAAGUUAUUAAUUGGACAUGCGAAAAAUCCUUAUACGUACGAAAUGACAACGACCUCUCCGUCCAGUCGGCACACAUCAAGAUGUCAGGAGAUUAUGCAGCCAAUGAAAUUAACAGGCUUAACGGAUAUUCUUGCUGUACUUACAGAUACGUUGUUAGCGACAUAAUUAACCCUACUUCUACAUUUACAGGGACCGAUGAAUCCUUACACAUGACACUGAAUCUGGGGAAAUCAUUUUGUACAAAUAAUGAACUGAACAAAGAUCGAACUGUUGAUAGCUGUCCUAUACAACCAGGUAUUUCGAUAACAACAUGUGACGCCACAGUGUUGAUUCAUAAUGGAAAUGACCUCUCAAUGGGUCAGUAUAGGUGUCAUGGAGGCGAUAUGGCGACGGCAUCUCCAUUGGUCGGUUAA